Messenger RNA from Penicillium cataractarum, 1809 nucleotides. Its product is annotated as acyclic terpene utilization AtuA family protein. Bases 1 to 1809 code for a protein of 602 amino acids. NCBI's taxonomy places the organism in Eukaryota, Fungi, Ascomycota, Eurotiomycetes, Eurotiales, Aspergillaceae. The transcript is spliced from 4 exons. The record is from RefSeq and is a predicted model, not a curated record.
AUGAGCCCGCUACCAACUUCUCUACGCAUUGCCUCCGUGUCUGGGUCAGUGACUGAUCGCCGACAUGCUUUCGCGGAGGUUGCAAGAAACGAGGAUGUGCAGUAUAUUGUGGGUGACUGGAUGUCAGAGUACAACAUGACUAUGCGUGGUGGUGCUAAAAGCAACCCGCAAAGCGAUAACGCGGAAUUUGAGACCUCAUUUAUGGAAGCCAUCGAGCCAGCGCUGGAAGCACUAGCCCGACGCCGUAUUAAAGUUGCCGUCAAUGCGGGCGCGAGCGACCCGGAAAAGCUUCAUGACGAGCUCACACACGUCAUUAUGUCUCAGGGCCUGGAUCUCAAAGUCGCAUGGAUUAGUGGCGAUGAAGUUUUGAAUCAAGUCCAGAAGGCUAUCCAAUCCGGCGAUCCGCUGGUGAACCUGACGACUGGUAAAAAGAUUUCCGAAUGGGGAUUCACUCCCAUCUAUGCUCAGUGUUACCUUGGCUGCUGGGGCAUCGUGGAGGCCUUGAAUCAUGGCGCCGAUAUAGUUCUCUGCGGACGUGUGACCGAUGCUUCACCAGCCAUGGCGUGUGCCGCUCAUCAUUUCUCAUGGCAACGGACCAGCUACGACAAGCUUGCUCACGCAUUUGUGGCUGCACAUUUGAUUGAAUGCUCUACAUACGUGACGGGAGGAAACUUUUCCGGGUUCAAAUCACUUCACGGAAAGUAUCUGGACAUUGCAUUUCCCGUAGCCGAGAUCAGCCCCAGCGGACGCUUCGUCAUAACUAAGUCUGCCGGAGAGGGUAUGGUCACUGUCGACACCUGCAAAGCCCAGCUGCUAUACGAGAUUCAAGGGCCUUACUAUUAUAACCCUGAUGUUGUCGCUGUUCUCGAUGGGAUUGUCAUGGAGCAGGAAGGACCGGAUCGGGUCUCCGUUUCUCAGGUCAAGUCAGUGAGACCACCGCCAACGACAAAAGUAGGCAUCACGGCAAACGGUGGUUAUCAAGCGGAGGCCCAUUAUUUCUUAUGCGGACUGGACACUGCUGAAAAGGCAGCAAUGAUUGAGCGACAGGUUAGAAAUCUGCUGGAUGAAUCUUCGUUCCAUACACUCAAGUUCCGUUGCAAUGGUUCAUGCCCACCUGAUCCAGCAAACCAAGAUGCUGCAACUGUCGACUUCCGCAUUUUCGCGCAGGCACGUGAUGAAUCUGCUCUCUCGUUGCAUAAAUUCUUCAGACCAUGCUCCGACACCAUCAUGCAGUCCUACCCUGGUGCAACGUUUGCUGUGGAUGCCCGACAGGCGUUGCCAAAACCUUACUACGAGUAUUUUGUGACUGUGCUGCCCCAGGACCAAGUCAACCACAUUUGUCACUUACCUUUUAAGGACACAUUUAUACCUAUCAACCCUCCCCUGGAUACGGUGCCAUUCCUGUACGAGCAGCCAUCCUUCGAAACAGAAAAUCCGGUAGACCUAUCGACCUUUGGUCCGACCACACGAGGGCCGAUAGGAUGGAUUGUUCAUGCUCGCUCAGGGGACAAGGGCUCGGAUUGCAAUGUUGGCUUCUUUGUACGCCAUUCCGAUGAGUGGGACUGGCUACGGUCUGCGUUGACUAUCGACAUGGUUCGAAAACUUCUCGGUCAGGACGACGAGGCGAGGCCAAUCUUUCGGUUCGAGUUGCCACACCUGUGGUCUGUGCACUUUUUGCUGAAAGAUCAUUUAGACCGUGGUGUGUCUUCAAGUUCGACCUAUGAUGUCCUGGGUAAGAACCUUGCUGAGUACCUACGGUGCAAAUUUGUGGACAUUCCGAACAAGUUCUUGGAGCGUGGGAAGAUCUAG